Molecule: messenger RNA, 3519 nt
Organism: Morchella sextelata
Lineage: Eukaryota; Fungi; Ascomycota; Pezizomycetes; Pezizales; Morchellaceae
Exons: 1
Coding region: 1-3519 (1172 amino acids)
Biological process (GO): DNA integration
Molecular function (GO): nucleic acid binding
Source: RefSeq, a predicted model, not a curated record
AUGCGUAUUUCUGGUUUUUCGGUAUCAGAGGAGGAAAUGGAUGGAAAUCAACUUGUAGUAACUUGUUCGAUUUCACAGAAUAAAAAUUCGUUUAUACCUACCUACGCUCUCGUUGAUACCGGAGCAUCAGGAUAUGCUUUCAUUGAUGAAUCCUUUGCACGCCACAACAAUCUUACAAUGACCCCCCUUAAAAUACCUCGCCAUGUAGACGUUAUAGACGGAAGGCCUAUUAAGUCAGGAAAAAUUACCCAUAUUGUCGAUGUCUCGCUAGACAUUCAUGGUCAUCGGGAGACGGCGCCAUGUUUUGUAACGAAGUUAGGACAUUAUCCGAUUGUGAUGGGGAUACCUUGGAUGCGACGACACGAUGUUACGAUUCGACCAAAAGAAAAUCUACUUGUUUUUGACUCUCGAAGCUGUUGUCAACACUGUUCACUCAGUGGAACUGCAGUUAUUGUUCAUGGUAUCUCGAUCCCCCUACCGGAACACCAUACAGUCAUCGUUUCAGCAACCGAGAAAUCCACUAUCGAUAUCGAACAAUUAGUACCGAAAGAAUUUCACCAUCGUCUUCAUAUGUUCAAAGAAUAUGAUGCUUCAAUUCUCCCACCACAUCGACCAUCUCAUGACAUCGAGAUAAUAUUAGAGGAAGGCAAACGACCACCAUAUGGACCUAUAUAUGGAUUAUCUCAAAUUGAGUUAAAAGCACUACGAGAAUAUCUUGAUGAAAAUUUACCCAAAGGAUUUAUUCGAGCCAGUGAAUCACCAGCGGGAGCACCCAUACUGUUUGUGAAGAAAAGCGAUGGAACCCUUCGACUUUGUGUUGACUAUCGAGGCCUAAAUGCGAUUACAAUUAAAAAUCGAUAUCCAUUACCAUUGUUGAAAGAAACUCUGGCUAAGUUGUCAAGAGCACAAUACUAUACUAAGUUGGAUUUACGAUGGGGAUAUAAUCAAAUCAGGAUAGCGGAGGGAGAUGAAUGGAAAACAGCAUUCCGAACUCGAUAUGGACAUUUCGAAUAUACAGUAAUGCCGUUUGGAUUAGCUAAUGCCCCUGCCACAUUUCAGCAUUGGAUCAAUGAUAUUCUACGUCCCUACCUUGAUCAAUUCGUAACAGCAUACUUAGACGAUAUCCUUAUCUAUUCCGAGACCCUAUCAGAACAUAAAGAACAUAUUCAGAAGGUUCUAAAGGUACUUGAUGAAAAUCAUGUUCACCUUAAACCUGAAAAAUGUGAAUUUAUGGUUCAGGAAACAAAAUAUCUUGGUUUAAUCCUUGCUCCGAAUGGGAAUAGAAUGGAUCCAAAGAAAGUUAUCGAUGUUUUGGAAUGGACUACACCGACAAACCUUCGUGAUGUUCAAGUAUUCCUAGGAUUUGCAAAUUUCUACCGACGGUUUAUUUUGGGAUAUUCGAAAAUUGUUGCCCCGCUUACAACCUUGACAAAGAAAAACGUUAAAUUUGAAUGGACGGAUGAAAGGGAGGAAGCAUUUCAGACUUUGAAAAAGAUGUUUACAACGGCACCGAUACUAGCUCAUUUCAAUCCAGAUCGAAAAAUUGUCAUAGAGACUGAUGCAUCCGACUAUGUUUCAGCAGGAAUCCUAUCUCAACGUGACAACGAAGGAAUCCUACAUCCAGUUGCUUUCUUUUCCAAGAAACACUCUCCCGCAGAAUGCAACUACGAAAUCUAUGAUAAAGAACUUUUAGCAAUUAUACGAUGUUUUGAAGAAUGGCGACAUCAUCUGGAGGGAGCUCAAUUUCCAAUUGAAGUUCUUAGCGACCAUCGGAAUCUUGAGUAUUUUAUGACAACAAAAUUGUUAAAUCGUCGACAAGCCCGUUGGUCCGAAUUUCUUUCACGCUUCGAUUUCGUUAUACAAUUUCGGCCAGGAAAACAAGGAACAAAACCAGAUGCAUUGACUAGGAGGUCAGGUGACCUACCUAAAGAGGGGGAUGAACGGUUAACGCAUCAGAGUCAAGUGAUUCUGAAGCGAAAAAAUUUGGAUACCAAGCUAAGUUUGUUCGCGGGUUCUUUGUCAAAUGAAUCCGCUGAAGGAGCGUCCACUGUAGAGAAGUUAUUUUCAAAAGCUUACCAAGUGGAUAGUUUCCCAAACAAGGUCCUCAAUAUGCUUCGGAAUGGCAUACGCCACUCAAACAAAAUCUCACUUGCCGAAUGUAUAGAAGAUAACAACGGUCGGCUGCUUUAUCGAGGCAUGCUAUAUGUACCAGACGACGAUGACCUUCGACUAAGGCUUUUAAAAGAAUAUCAUGAUAAACCAUCUGCAGGACAUCCGGGUAGAGCGAAGACUUUGGAGCUCCUAAGUCGAGAAUAUUACUGGCCACAGAUGCGGAAGUUUGUCGAUCAGUAUAUUAGGAAUUGCAAUGUGUGCACCCGUAGCAAGGCAUCACACAAUGCACCUUAUGGAGUACUUCGCCCUAUGCCAAUUCCCGAUGGACCCUGGACAGAUGUCUCGAUGGACUUUGUGACUGAUCUUCCUGAGAGUGAUGGGUAUAAUGCGAUUUUGGUCGUGGUAGAUAGACUAACCAAAAUGCGACAUCUGAUACCAACAACAAAGGAGGCGGACUCACAGGAAGUAGCAAGGCUAUAUAUUGAUAACGUCUGGAAGCUACAUGGAUUACCUGACACUAUGGUAUCCGAUCGAGGAACACAGUUCGUCGCGGAAUUCUGGAGGUCCCUUUGUGAUCGAUUGAAAAUCUCGCCAAAGUUUUCUACUGCAUUCCACCCCCAAACAGAUGGACAGACAGAAAGAAUUAAUGCCAUAAUGGAACAAUACCUCCGAAGCUACGUUUCCUAUCAACAAGAUGACUGGGUCCGAUGGCUACCGAUGGCUGAAUUUGCAACCAACAACCACGUUUCCGAAACAACAAAAGUUUCCCCCUUUUAUGCUAAUUCGGGAAGGAAUCCUAGGAUAACAUUUGGGCCUUUGGAACAUGGUCGAACGACGGCGGAGGAUCAAGCGAAUCGUAUUGCAAGGGAAAUGAAGGAUGUGGUGGAUUUCCUAAGAGAAGAAAUGUUCCGGGCGCAAAGGAUACAAGAAGAAUCAGCCAAUAGGAAUCGAACUCCAGCUCCUCGAUAUUAUUUAGGAGAUAAGGUUUUUCUAUCGACCCGUCAUAUUCUAACAAAGCGACCCUCUAAGAAAUUCGACUGGAAACGUAUUGGACCUUAUAGCGUUAAACGAAUCGUUAAUCCCUAUGCUUACGAAUUGGAACUUCCCCGGUCGAUGAAAAUUCAUCCAGUAUUUCACGUUUCGUUAUUGUCACCUGAAGCGAAUGAUCCUUUACCAGGACAACAACGAUUACCACCACCUCCGGUUGAAAUCGAAGGGGAGGAAGAAUGGGAAGUCGAAGAUAUUUUGGAUUCGAGGAAACGAAGAGGAAGAUUUGAAUAUUUGGUACGAUAUAUGGGAUAUGACGAAGCCUCCUGGCAACCGCUAUCGAACCUUGAACAUUCACCUGAAAUUAUUAGUCGAUUCCAUGAGCGUUAUCCAGAGAAGCCUAAGCCUACCAGGAGGUAG